AUACAGUCAUACAGUAGUGGAAUUUCUAAAUAUGGAUGAUUUUUUUUAGCACAAAUUUAGUUCAUGUAAGUAGGUAAAGGUGGUUGGUUGCAUAUGUUAAACCAAACAAUUUUAUGAAUAAAGUUUCAAUUUUUAUUAUGGAAAAAAAUGAGUGCAUACAUUUUCAUCCAUGCGCACGCCAAUCCAAAAAGGGUAGAGAGAGACACAAAGCAACAAAAAAAGGAAAUGGAAGAGAGAGAGAGAGAGAGAGAGAGAGAGAGAGAGAGAGAGAAAGGAGUGGUGGGUAUUUGAAAUGGGAGGCGCACUAACUCAACCAACAGAGAAAAAAAAAAGGAAAACAAAAACCCCACCUUCAACAAUCAUUACAAUUUACAGUCAACCACCAUUCUCACUUCUUCUUUUCUUGAAAACCCUUUUCACAUUCUAUUCUCUUUUUUUCUUUUUUUUUUUUUGGGUUUUUUUGGAUUAAUGGUUUUGUGGGCAGUUGUUGUUUCUUGAGAAAAAAGUUGGGUUUUUUUGGGUUUUGGUUGUGCCUUGUUUGGUUGGUGUAUAAUGGGAAAUUGCUGCUGCUGCUGUGGGGGGAAACCCUCAAUAUACAGAGUACCUUAUAAUGCAAAAUCAGAACUCGAAAAGGAAAAAAAACCAUCGCGAAAAGCGAAAAAAGACGACUACAAACUACCGUCGAAUCCCGAAGAAGUGGAAGAUCUUCGUGGGUGUAUGGCAGCCAAUCAACUAACCGUUUUUACGUUCGACGAACUGAGAACCAUCACCGAGAAUUUCAGACAAGAUUACGUCUUGGGCGGAGGUGGGUUCGGAAAUGUAUACAAAGGUUACAUUAAUAUUACCGAAGACGUAAAACAAGAAGAAGUACUUAAACCGAUACCCGUUGCUGUUAAAGUUCACGACGGAGUCAACAGUAAUCAAGGUCAUCGAGAAUGGAUGGCCGAGGUAAUGUUUUUGGGGCAGCUCUCUCAUCCAAAUCUAGUGAAGUUGAUUGGGUAUUGUUGUGAAAACGAGCAUCGAGUCUUGAUAUACGAGUACAUGUGUCGUGGUAGUGUCGAAAACAAUCUUUUUUCGAGGGUGCUGCUUCCGCUUCCAUGGUCAACUAGAAUGAAGAUUGCGUUCGGCGCAGCAAAGGGACUCGCUUUUCUACACGAAGCAGAUAAACCGGUCAUCUAUCGCGAUUUUAAGACGUCAAACAUAUUAUUAGACCAAGAAUAUAAUGCAAAACUCGCGGAUUUCGGACUAGCUAAAGACGGGCCCGAAGGAGACGAGUCCCAUGUAUCUACGCGUAUAAUGGGAACAUAUGGCUAUGCAGCACCAGAAUACAUAAUGACAGGGCACUUAACUUCUAGAAGCGACGUAUAUAGCUUCGGAGUGGUACUUCUCGAGCUGAUUACGGGCCGGAAAUCGUUGGAUAGAUCGAGGCCACCGGGCCAACACAAUCUCACGGAUUGGGCGCUCCCGUUGCUUAGAGAAAAGAAGAAAGUGAUUAACAUUGUCGAUCCAAGAUUAGGGGGCGAUUAUCCAAUUAAGGGGGUUAAUAAAGCAGCUAUGUUGGCUUAUCAUUGUCUUAACAAGAAUUCGAAAGCAAGGCCUCUAAUGAGAGAUAUAGUUGAUUCUUUGGAGCCACUUCAAUUUGGUAGUGAUGAUCUUCUUACAAGUGAUGACAAGUUGUAAUGAGAAUUCUUGUUGAUGAUUUUUUAUAGUAAAAGAAACGGAAAAUUAUUCAUUCUCGUGCAAUAGUCUGCAAAUUUUAUGUUGGAUGUUGUGCUCGUCUUGCUCUAGGGACGAGACGGGUCGAGACGCGACCUAUUUGUAUGUGUGGGAAGUAUAGUCGUAUAAUCAAAGGGGAUAAUUGUAAAUAAUUGUGAGGGUUUUACAAAAUUACCCUCGAGGUUUGACUUUGAUACUUCAAAUCAAGGAGAUUUUUGUAAUU
Messenger RNA from Erythranthe guttata (spotted monkey flower), 1939 nucleotides. RefSeq names its product putative serine/threonine-protein kinase PBL16. Gene Ontology annotation, molecular function: ATP binding; protein kinase activity. The record is from RefSeq and is a predicted model, not a curated record. Gene Ontology annotation, biological process: protein phosphorylation. NCBI's taxonomy places the organism in Eukaryota, Viridiplantae, Streptophyta, Magnoliopsida, Lamiales, Phrymaceae.